Molecule: messenger RNA, 2009 nt
Organism: Lethenteron reissneri (Far Eastern brook lamprey)
Lineage: Eukaryota; Metazoa; Chordata; Hyperoartia; Petromyzontiformes; Petromyzontidae
Gene: SNX17
Product: sorting nexin 17
Biological process (GO): intracellular protein transport; endocytic recycling
Cellular component (GO): early endosome
Molecular function (GO): phosphatidylinositol binding
Source: RefSeq, a predicted model, not a curated record
UGCGUGCGUGUUCAUAUGCGAGAGCAGGACACUUGGGAGGUGCACGAAGCACAAGUUGAGGUGCAUGUGGUGCUACCAAGUGGAGAGACUUCACCUGUAGUCAUCCCCAACACGUCCCCUACGCACAGCGUGCUGCAGGCUGUUGGUGUAGCUGUAGGGAUACCAGAUGAUCUGCUUCCCAAUUUUGGUCUCUUUUUGGGACACUCGGAGGGGGAAAGGCAGCUAACAUUGGUGCGGCGGCUGCAGGAGUUUGAGUUGCCGUUUGUAUCCGUGAUCAGCUCGCCCAUCAAAGGAUCCUGCCUGUUCCUUCGCACCAGCUACCUGGACAGGGAAUUAGACAAGUUCUUGAUGGCUGACGCUGUAGGGCUCAAGCUCCUUUACCAACAGGCCGUGGCUGAUAUUAAACGAGGCUGGUGUGAAGUUGAUGCAGCACAGAAACAGAAACUUGCCGAGUUGCACAAUCAUGGCACAUUCGAGGAGUUUUUGCGAGUGGCGCAGUCGCUUGCACAGUACGGCUGUGUGCGCCUGGACAAGUGUGAGUGCGACUGGCCUGAACCAGACAGCCGGGCUGCGGUGCGUGCCGGUGGUGGAGUUCUGGCUUGCCGCUCCACUCGCCCCGGUGGCCAGGGGACCACGGAGGAGGGUACCUUCAGGGUGACGCGCAUUCGCAGCUGGACCGUCACCAGCCGGAUCUUGGUAAGUGGUGAGGAAGGUGGUGGAACAGAAGGGGGCUCUGGCAGUGUUCUGGAACUGGCCUUCGAGUACCUGGUGCGACCCGACACACUCCGUUGGAUCAAGCUACGCACGCAGCAGGCCAUUGCACUCAGCCUGUGCUUACAAACCAUGGUGAAUGAGAUCCUGCAGCAGCGAGCCGGGCGAGACAAGGAGAAGAUGAGUUCAGGAGCAGCAUCGGACAGCACCCAGAUAUCUGUGAAUGGAGCCAAAGACCCAAAGGUUAAUGGAGAGCACGCCCUCAUCAGACCAGCUCCGAGCAAACAUAUGGACUCCUCCUUGGGACUUUCACUCAGGCUGCCGGGAAUCAAGAAAGCUGACAACGUGCACAGCAAUGACGCAUUUGAGGGUAUAGGGGAAGAGGACCUUUAGCCAUGUGACCUGGCCUGUGAGCUUCGGCGAGGGCCCUCUAGGGUAACAGAUGCAAGCACUAAGUGCUGACUUCUCGUCAGCAUUUACUUUGUUAAAAGAAUAAUUUCACAACUAGGGUAACAGAUGCAAGCACUAAGCGCUGACUUCUCGUCAGCACUUUGUUAAAAAAAUCAUUGUUUUCAUGUUUUUUUAAUCCAAAAGCUGCCUUUACGCAAACGAGAACAUAUCUGUUGAACUCCUUGCUGUGCUGUGAGUUGUGGUCUUAAGAGGGGCUUCCUGAACGUGUGAAGAGCUUGAAUUGCCCGUGGACAGAAAAAGACAAUUUGAAGACUUGUGAGCACUUAGCAGAUGCAUUGUGUGCUUACUGUUAGAGAGGAAGUUACAACAGUAAGCAGUGUGACUUCCAUUUGAGUUUAACACAAAGGAGUGUCAUGGACAAAUUUCUUGUGUAAUUUUCACUACAUCACAAGCAUCUUCCAUCAUACAUGAAUGUUGUGCUGAAAUUUUCGAAUUGAUUGGAAACUUCCAGCAAAUUGGAAGUGGUGCACUAUAAUUGAACCUGUAGGCCUCUGAGCAGGCAUUGAUGUCUUAAUGCCCAUUAAAGCCUCGUGUGUUUUGCAGAGUGGGAAAGGUUGGGGAUUUAGCGCAAAUGCUCCCAAGAUUCUUCCCUGCAAGGUUUACACACAUUUCAUUGACAUUCCUCUUCAAGAUCCUGUGCAAGUGCUCUUAACAGCAAAACUGGACACAGGUGAAUGGAUAAAUGCCUGUGCCCACUGGUGCCUUAAUCACACUGAGUAGUGCGAGCUCCAACUUAACUAUUUCAAUGUUGGUUCUUAAUGAAAGAUGCAUUUUGUAAUAGAAAUUCACCAUUAUAGCUAUACCAAAUAAAGCAUUUCAAUAUCAUA